This is a messenger RNA of Cotesia congregata, 623 nucleotides long. The record is from the annotation of a GenBank genome assembly. NCBI's taxonomy places the organism in Eukaryota, Metazoa, Arthropoda, Insecta, Hymenoptera, Braconidae.
AUCGCUCAAUGCCCUCAUCAAGGCAAGGUGGCCUCUAUGAUUUUAUUGAGCAAGGAAUGGAACAGAAGUUCUUUAAUAUCGUGAAGAACUUAUUCUUUCAUCAAAGAGAAUGGGAGAUUGACCAACAGGAAGAAAAAGAACAGGAGGAAGAAGGAGAUUCUCAAGCAGACUUCUUCGGCGAGGAGGAUUCGUCGACUCUAUCCAUCCAUAAAACAGAAAGUGCAAGUGCUCACGAGGAAGAGUGCUUUCAAUCCACCUAUGACGAGGAGGAAGAGGAUUUGUUAUCUCUGAUAAAUUUAGAGAACCUCACCCCGUCACAAAAUUCUCUCAUAACAGCUGUGUUGAGAGAAUGCGAAAAGGAGAAAAUACUCCCAAUCCAUUUGCCUGAGGCGGAGAUUCCGGUAAUAACAAUUGAUCAAGAUAUCCCUCUAAUUACUUUGGAUGGAGAAGAAGAUAAAAACCUCUUCAAGGAAAAAUCAGCUCUCUCGCAGAAGAUAGACGAUGCCGCAAAAAAGUUCUUUGCGGAGAUAAAACUCAGGAAGAGAAAGGACAUCACGAUAUUAGAUAAUAAUAUCGUGAAUAAUAAAUUUGUAAUGUUUGGGAAAAAAUCCAAAAUUCAAUAA